AUGGAGACAGGAGGCAAGACCCCUACGCCUCCCGGAUCAAACGCUCCCGCAGAGCCAACUCCUAUGGACGAGUCCGCGGCUCCGAGUGCGGCUGUGGCGGUACCGACAUCCCAAUCCCCGCCGAAUCCGUCAAACGAGUCGACGAAUAACGAGCAAACUGGCGCAGCUCAAGCUGCCCAGCAACCGAGCUCAGCGCAGCCCCCCUCUCAAGCGCAAUUUCCCCAUGCGACGUCUGCGCAGUACCAGCCGUCCCCUCAGACGCCCCAUUUGGUGCAGUAUCAGCACGCGGGUGCCCCCGGACAUUCCCAAGAGCAUCCACCGAUCGCUCAAGGGCAUCCCGGCUUUCCGCAUUACGCCCAAGGUCAGGUCACCCCUGGGAUGCCUGGGCAGGCAGCGCCAGGAGGUCCCAACCUCGUCCCGGGUCCACAAAAUCAUCCUAUGGGGAUUCCGGUGGCUCAAGGUGUGGUCCAAGUACCUCAUCCCGGCAUGAUUCCGACGUCGCAGGCUCAUACAGGGGUAGUUCAGGCAGUUCCCGGACACUCCGGAGUCAUACCCACGUCACAGGUCGGAGGUAACCUUCAGCCUCUGCAAGGACAUCAAGGGACGCCCCCGCAAGGCCACUCAGGGGGUCAGCCCCCACAAAGCCAUCCGGCAAUUCAUGGAGCUCAGCAAGCUCAUCCCGGUGCGUCCCCCUCACCCCAAAGUCAGCCAGGUGUAGCACCAUCUGCGCAAGGUCUCGCGAGCAAUGCCGCGGCAAGCCAGCCACCCGCCGGGAGUGCUCCACCUCAGGGUCCUCCGAGCGGAGCUCCUGCGCAAGGACACCCAGGCAGCGCACCGUCGCCCCAGACACAUGCCCCGCCGCAAGGUCAUCCGGGAAAUGCCCCGCCGCAAGGUCAUCCGGGAAAUGCCCCGCCGCAAGGACAUCCGGGAAAUGCCCCGCCGCAAGGACAUCCGGGUAAUGCCCCGCCGCAAGGACAUCCAGGGAAUGCUCCGCCGCAAGGACAUCCAGGGAACGCUCCGCCUCAGGGACAUCCAGGAGUUGCACCCAGUCCGGGACUUCCAGGUCCCGUCUCGCAUCCGCUUGGUCACAUGGGACACCCAGGCCCGGGUCAGCAAAUGCCCAGUCACAUGGGGUCCGCACCCUCGUCUCAAGCACACCCUGGAGCAAUACAAUCCUCCCAAGGCCAUCCCACAACCAUUCAGCACCCUCAGGGACACCCAGUGACGCUACCGUCUCAAAUUCAUCCGGGCCAAAUGCCGCCGCACCAAACUCAUCCAGGCACGAUGCCGGGCGUCGUGCAAGUCCCCGAGCGAUGCAACAACAACAGCAGCAACAACAAACACCCCCAACUCAUCCUGGUGGACCACAAGCUCAUCAGAGUCAUCAAGGUGCGGGUCCGACUCCUCAAUCCCAUCCGGGUUCAAAUCCAUCUCCGCAGGGCCAUCCAGCUCCCGGACCUCCUCCGCAAGGGCAUAUGA
Molecule: messenger RNA, 1479 nt
Organism: Galendromus occidentalis (western predatory mite)
Lineage: Eukaryota; Metazoa; Arthropoda; Arachnida; Mesostigmata; Phytoseiidae
Product: proline-rich protein 2-like
Exons: 3
Coding region: 1-1479 (492 amino acids)
Source: RefSeq, a predicted model, not a curated record